GGGUGUUAUGUUGGGAAUUGGAAUGAACGGAGCGGCUCUGCAAGAAACAGCUAUGGCUAAAAACAGCAAAAAUGGUAAUCGAGACUUGGUCAAGAAGAUCAAAAAGCCAAAAAUUGUCCAUUCUUAUCGCUUCGUGCGCGCCUCACUCUCUUUUUGCCCCUCACUAUUUGUAUCCUCUCCCCCCCUUUCCCUUUCCCUUGCGGAGGCAUUGGGCUAGGGCUCUAGUUGUGGCAUUCUGGCAUGAGUGCUUGAUUUUACUGCACUUUUUCUGUGUCGCCAAUUAAAACCCACAAAAAAAAAAAAAAAGGUUUUUAUACUUCCCACCAUAUGGUCACUGUCUCUGGUCCUCUAUCUCCCACACCAGUACCUGAGAUGGAGCUUAGUGGGGAUGAGAAAAAAGCAAGGAUUGAAUCCUUGAAACAGAAAGCCAUCAAUGCCUCCAAUAAAUUUCGGAAUUCUUUGACCAGAAAGGGUAGGAGAAGUAGCAAAGUGAUGUCCAUUGAAAUUGAGGAUGUCCAUGACGCAGAGGAGUUGAAGGUGGUUGAUGCUUUCCGCCAAAUACUUGUGUUGGAGGAACUCCUACCCGCAGCACAUGAUGAUUAUCAUUUGAUGCUCAGGUUUUUGAGGGCAAGGAAAUUCGAUAUUGAGAAAACAAAGCAGAUGUGGUCUGAUAUGCUUCAGUGGAGGAAGGAAUUUGGUGCUGACACUGUUAUGGAGGAUUUUGAAUUCAAAGAAAUCGAUGAAGUCAUGCAACAUUAUCCUCAAGGGCAUCAUGGUGUAGAUAAGGAUGGAAGGCCUGUGUAUAUUGAAAGGCUAGGUCAAGUAGAUCCCAACAAGCUAUUGCAAGUUACAACCAUGGACCGCUAUGUCAAAUACCAUGUACAGGAGUUUGAGAGAACUUUUGUUGUCAAGUUUCCAGCUUGUUCACUUGCAGCGAAGAAGCACAUUGAUCAAAGUACAACCAUCUUGGAUGUCCAAGGAGUGGGCCUCAAAAAUUUUAACAAAGCAGCAAGGGAUCUUAUAACCCGCCUUCAGAAGAUUGAUGGUGACAACUACCCUGAGACCUUGAAUCGCAUGUUCAUCAUCAAUGCUGGUUCUGGAUUCAGAAUGCUGUGGAACACUAUUAAGUCUUUCCUUGACCCUAAGACUACAGCAAAGAUCCAUGUUCUUGGCAAUAAAUAUCAGAGCAAGUUACUUGAGAUCAUUGAUGCCAGUGAGUUGCCAGAGUUUUUGGGAGGUACCUGCACUUGUGCUGAUCUAGGAGGCUGCAUGCGUUCUGAUAAGGGCCCUUGGAAAGACCCAGAGAUAAUGAAGAUGGUUCAAAAUGGUGAUCAUAAAUGUUCAAAGAGAAGUGUGUCUCAAAAUCCUGAGGAGAAGAUAACUUCUGAGGAUGACGCUACAUGCUCGAAGGGAAAUGACUCUUCCAUGGUGGGGUCAGCUCUCAAUAUUUCAAGUGACCCUUUAGAGUAUGCACAAGUUGCUCCUAUCCUUGCACAAGUUUCUUCAAAGUUUGAGAAUUAUGGUCCUAUAAUUGAGAAGACUGUGGAUAUGACUUGGAAAAAAUUGGCAGAAGAUGAUAAGUACGCUCUUUCUAAAGCAGCAGAAGUUUACACCAAAUAUGAUGGUUGCAAGGUUCCUGAAGGGAUGGGCUCUCCAAUUUUUACCGGUGUCAUGGCUUUUGUUAUGGGCAUUGUCACCAUGAUUAAAGUAACACGCAACAUGCCCAAGAAGACCAUCUACUCUAGUCCUGGAUACUGUGUUGAGACAGAGGUUAAAGGCCGGGCAAACCAGCCACUUGAAUCUACUAUCUCUAGUGCAGAUUACAAGACUCUCAUCAAACGCAUGGCUGAAUUGGAAGAGAGAGUGAAGGUUCUGAGUACGAAACCCUCUAUGACACCUGAGAAGGAGGAGAUGUUGAAUGCUGCUAUAAGCCGGGUUGAUACCUUGGAGCAAGAACUUAUGGCAACCAAGAAGGCUCUGGAGGACUCACUUUCUCGACAAGAGGAGCUCGUGGCUUACAUUGAGAAGAAGAAGAAGAAGAAGAAGCUGCAGUUCACCUGGUAAAGGAAGAGCUCUGGAUUCUUAAGAGUUGCAAAGAGAAAUGUCGGUGAGCUGAUUUUCUGUUUUCCAGUCUUGUUUAAGGUUUCUUGUACAAAAUAGAAAUCAAAGGUUUUGUUCGGAAGUAUGAUUUCCUUCCACAUUUAUCUGCAAUAUAAUUAAAUUCUCGCAUCUUACAGAUGUAUUCCAAUUGUUAAUAGAAAUUAUUGAGAUUCUAUUUAAAGGUU
Messenger RNA from Hevea brasiliensis (rubber tree), 2285 nucleotides. RefSeq names its product phosphatidylinositol/phosphatidylcholine transfer protein SFH12. Lineage: Eukaryota; Viridiplantae; Streptophyta; Magnoliopsida; Malpighiales; Euphorbiaceae. The transcript has 15 exons. The record is from RefSeq and is a predicted model, not a curated record. The coding region runs from base 328 to 2064 and encodes 578 amino acids.